AUGAAACUCUUAGCUUGGAACUAUAGAGGGCUUGGGAACCCUCGUACAGUUCGAGAGCUUCACCUUUUGGUGAAAGAAAAGGUCCCACAGGUUGUAUUCAUUUCUGAAACUAAAUGUAACCGAGAGAGAGUAGAGAAGAUCAGGAACAUAUUGGGGUUAACUCACAGUUUUGUAGUUGAUAGUAGGGGGAAGAGUGGGGGCCUGGCUAUGUUAUGGAGUGAGAAUACUAAUGCCUCUUUGUUCUCAUAUUCAAGGCACCAUAUUUCCUUAGAGCUUUUAUCUGAGGAGGGAGCCAGUAAAUGUCAUGUAACAGGUUUCUAUGGGGAUUCUGUAGUGGAGAAAAGGAGAGCCUGUUGGGAUUUAUUGAGAGUAUUGAGACCAGAAAGUAAUUGUCCUUGGCUGUGCAUGGGUGACUUUAAUGAGCUGCUGUCAAAUGAGGAAAAGUAUGGGGCAGCUGAUAGACCUUUUCUCCAAAUGGAAAGGUUCCGAGAGGCAUUGGAUGAAUGUGAGCUCAGUGAUUUGGGUUUUAUUGGCUCAAGGUUCACAUGGAGUAAUAAAAUGGAGGGGAGGGCUUUUAUCAAGGAAAGACUAGAUAGGGCUUUUGGGAAUUCAAGUUGGUGUAAUAUGUUUGAUACCUCCUCUGUCUAUGUGUUACCUGUCAUAGCCUCUGAUCAUGCACCACUUUUAGUUCAUUGUUUUAAUUCUCAGGAGGAACAGCAAGUACACAAAAGAGUCAGCAGAUAUGAAGCUCUCUGGUCAAAGAAACAGGAUUGCAAGGAUAUUAUUAAAAGGACCUGGGUCUCAUUAAGGGGUAGAUACAGUAGUUUGAAGAUUGUACAAUCUGCACUUGCAAGUUCUAUGGUUUAG
Messenger RNA from Carya illinoinensis, 867 nucleotides. RefSeq lists its product as uncharacterized. The record is from RefSeq and is a predicted model, not a curated record. The transcript has a single exon. Lineage: Eukaryota; Viridiplantae; Streptophyta; Magnoliopsida; Fagales; Juglandaceae. The coding region runs from base 1 to 867 and encodes 288 amino acids. Gene Ontology annotation, molecular function: catalytic activity.